AUGUACAAGAAUUAUCACGGCUGGGUUAACCCUGAGGACUUGACUGCUAUGCCACAAUGCAUCGCCCAGCAGGACCACGACACUUGGUUAGAGGCCAUGACCAAAUGCACUCAGAAGCGAUGCACAUCACAAUUUGGUGUCAUCUGCACGCAUCACCAAUGGCUCACCGAACUCAGCUGUUUGAGCAUCGAGUUCUCGCCUGAUGUGCUCAGAGAAUACCUCCCGUACUGCAGCAGAUCUAUCCUUGCAAAGGCACAGUUGUAUCAUUGGACUCGCAACAUCACUGGGCGAUCUUGGUUUGUUGAUGUCGGUGAUGCGAACGGGUUGACGAACCUGUGGCCGUCCUCUCUACCGAAGGGGUACGCUGGCAUUGGAGCGCUUAAUCAUGCGCCAACAUGUCUAACUACAUCGCGAUCCGCUUCGUCGAAUGAAAAAUUUCAGUAUUCUGUAGCAUCUUGCGUCUUCACUGCCACUCCCGAACACAUAGGAAAUGCCGAACGCCCUUGGGAAUACAGUCAGUCUCUCAAGUCCAUGACUGCCCUAGAUUUUGUAACUGCCGGAUACAGCCUCGCCCGGGGUUACCUUCCAUCUGGCGAAUACUUUGACAAAGAUUGCUUUUGCAACGUUUUCACCUUGGAUUUUGAACAGGAACCCUGUUCAGCGUCCGCUUUGGACAUGACGAAAGAGCGCCUCUGGUUAAACAGCACUUGCGGAUCGGUAUCCCUACCUGACAACUGGACGAAUGAUCUCAAGACUACAGGAUUUGCCUACAUGCCUAUUGAACACUGGAAAUGGCCAACCUGCGUCAUGGAUAUGCCAAAUAAGGUCACUAAUCUGGUUGAUCAAUGUGCGACUGAUGCUUGCGAGAUCAGCUCCCCUGGUGGAUACUGCAAUGUCAAACGCGCUGUAGAAAGAAGUUGCUUCUGCCACGACAUUAGCUAUGAUUCCUGUGGAGGUUCAUGCCACGUCUUUGAGGGCCGCAUCGACUAUCUUCACUGGUUGCACGACCUUUGCGGCAGUGUGGAAGGAUGGCAUGGUCUCCCAUCCAAUUGGCGCCAAUUGACCAACCCGUCCCGCCUUGAGAUGAUUCCAUGGCGAUGGAGUCUCAAACCGGACUCAGAAACCGAGCAAACAACACAGACUUGUGCUUCAAAUGAGUGGAAGUUUGGAAGUAUCACAUUAGUCAACAUGGGUCCUCUACUCCUCAGCACAAUUCUCAUCAACGCCAAAGCCUUCCGACGAAUUUGUUGUCAAACCGUCCAGGUCUAUUAG
Molecule: messenger RNA, 1272 nt
Organism: Trichoderma breve
Lineage: Eukaryota; Fungi; Ascomycota; Sordariomycetes; Hypocreales; Hypocreaceae
Exons: 2
Coding region: 1-1272 (423 amino acids)
Source: RefSeq, a predicted model, not a curated record